Guillardia theta CCMP2712 is the source of this 1056-nucleotide messenger RNA. RefSeq lists its product as hypothetical. Lineage: Eukaryota; Cryptophyceae; Pyrenomonadales; Geminigeraceae. The transcript has 12 exons. The record is from RefSeq and is a predicted model, not a curated record. Bases 1 to 1056 code for a protein of 351 amino acids.
AUGAGGGUCAUGGAGCUCACGAGCAUACAGGAAGCAUUAGACAAGGUUUUGUUUGGGAAGCAUCAUGAAGUGAUCAUUAUUCCUGACGAUGAAGACAACGUUGUCCAUGGAGUACUCCGUGCAGUGAAGAGCAAAUACAAGGUGUUUGUCAAACCAGGAACUCACUCUUGGAGAGGAUUCAUACCGCUGCCUUUCAAGUCUACGAUGCAUCUGUUUGCUGCUGGUGAAGACUCGACAUUUCAGGUUGAAGACAGGAAAGUGGCAGGGAAAGUUACCCUCGUCGGGCGUUGGGGAUCAUUCCUGAACCUCACCCUCUCAUGGAGAAAGGGCACCGAGAGUCGUCCGACAGAGGAGGGGGAGGCUGCUGACACGUUUCGAUCGUGUUUACUUAUCUACGGCUCUCCCUGGCUGAUUGAGAACUGUGAAUGUCUCAGCAGUGGAGGAGUUUCAAUGGCUGUUUGCGGUUUUGGUCAAGCAACGUGUCGAAGUUGCAGGAUGGGGGGGAUAGAGAAGGAGUUUCCAGCGUCGUGUGCUCUCUUCGUUAAUCAGGGAGCGAAACUACUAUUUAAGAGCUCUGUUGCCAAGUACUCAGCGUUUGGGUUGUACAUGGACGGUGUGUCGUUGGAGGAAGCGAAUUCGUUUGCAACUUUCGAGGAAAGAUCUGCAUCGAUCGCGCUUGUUUUCAUGACAAUUCCGCUUCUCUCAGGAGUGUGUUUGCGGGGAAACGCCAAGGUGGCCCUGUGGAGCAGCAGCAUGAAACAAAACAUGCAGAGCUCACUAAGAGUGUUUGCAAAUGAGUAUACAGACGUUGAGCUGGAAGACCUUGAGAGCACCGAUGGGAAGCUGUGGGAGGACAACAACCGUCCUCGACGACUUGUUGAGAAGACUGUGAGAUGGCAGCCGUGUGAAGAAGUGAAAUCCUUGCUUGUCGACAUGUAUGCUCGCAUGUCAGAGAUGAGCGUUACUCCUCCCUGCCUCUCCCACUCCUCCACAGGUCUGAAGAAGGAGGAAGUGCUGGAGCUGUGCGACGAAGAGAGCAUCGAAGAGAUGAAGUGA